This is a messenger RNA of Anopheles gambiae (African malaria mosquito), 2424 nucleotides long. It is a transcript of the gene barr, whose product is annotated as condensin complex subunit 2. The transcript is spliced from 5 exons. The record is from RefSeq and is a predicted model, not a curated record. Gene Ontology annotation, cellular component: condensin complex. Lineage: Eukaryota; Metazoa; Arthropoda; Insecta; Diptera; Culicidae. Gene Ontology annotation, molecular function: chromatin binding. The coding region runs from base 170 to 2422 and encodes 750 amino acids. Gene Ontology annotation, biological process: mitotic chromosome condensation.
UGUCAAGCACGCCAAACCGAGAGCGUCGCGCGUUUGUUUACAUCCCACAGAGCAACAGGAAGCGGCGCAGUGCCCGUAAUUGUCGGUUGUUUGUAAUAGUAAUUGAUGCAUUAGCUAGGAAUAUUUCAAUCGUUGAAAAGUAUAAGCGUUUAGUUCAACCAAUCCCCCCAUGAGUUCGUUCACCAGCACACCGCUCCGUAAAUCGGACGCGUCGCGUCUGUUCCGCACACCGCAGUCUGUUGUUGUCCGGGAGGCCGCAAACGACGAUGAAGCCGAACGAAGAAGCAGACGUUCGGAGGUUACGCUCAACGAUUCCACAAGCGCCGUGGAGGAAAAUGAAAACAUUAAGAUGUGUUUGAAGCUGUACUCGGACAAUAAAAUGAGCAAAGAAAAUGCCUGGUCGCUCACGAUCAUCGACAGCUUCGCGACGCUCAUGUCCCGGCAUUCGAAAUCGCUGCAGAACUUCCAGGUAGCCGGUUCCACGCUGGAAGCAUCGACCAAGGUGUACGGGCUGCGGGUCGACUCCGUGCACACGGACGUCAUGCGCAUGUGCUCGGAGCUGACGCGUCAAACGGCGCGCGCCAUGAACAACAAUGCCGCCGACCAGGACGACGAGGAGGCGGGAGGCGAAGGCAAUGCGGGCGACCAGUCGAUGGCCGAGGGUGGCGAAGGGGGCGGCAACAAGGAGAACGAGCAGACCGUCACCCAGCAGCCGAAGGCGAGGAAGAAGCGCACCCGCAAGGUGGUCAGCACGAUCACGAAAUCGAAAGACUCGAUCAACGGUCCGCUGGACACGAACCCGUUCAUGGAUCCGUUCUUCGCCAAGCUGAACUCGGUCGUCGGUGACGUGAACAGCUCGAGCCGGUUGAUGCAGAACAUCGUGCCGACGAAGCAGUCGGAGCUGCGGCUCGGCAUGGACUACGCGUUCUGGGAUCCGGCGCCAUCGCCCGAGCUCGAUCUGGACGGCGUGCCGGAAGCGUACGAGGGGCUGGAAUGCAGCACGAUGCGCUUUUUGCCCCUCGGGCCGAACAAUCUGCUGCGCACGCUACGGUCCGGCUACCUCAUCACGGAUGCACCGGCCGAGGCUGACGAGGACGAGGAGGACGCCCGCACCAACCGGACCUCGCUCGACGCGCACAUGGACGAUGUGGAGGCACGCGAUCACAGCGCAGCGCUGCUGAACCGGUCCGCGCUGGACGUACACUUUGACAUCAACGCGGAGGUGGAACCGGUACCGUCCGGUGACGCGUUCAUACUUGACUACGAUGCGAAGGACAUCGACGGCAACGACGACUUUGCGGAGGAUGACGAGCUGGCGCUGGAACAGUGCAAGGGGCUGAUGCGCAAAACGGUGGUGAUCGAGGAUAUGCGGCCGCUCGAUACGACCAGCUCGCAUCUGGAGUACUCGUACCGGCCGCUCGACAACAUUUCGCAAUUUUGGGCCGGUCCGGCGCACUGGAAGUUCAAGCGCUCGAUGCGACCCCGUUCGACGAUGGCCCCGCCGCCAAGCGAUACGGCCUCGCAAACGUCAUCGACCACGGCGAAGGGACGAGCGGUGGGACGGCGUAAGAAAACGUUCGAACCGGACACGCUGGACGAUGUGCUGAGCGUGACGGAGACUCUGUUCCAGGAGUACAACCCCAACCGGCCGAUCAGGGGCAUCACGCAUCUGAAGAGUUUGGUGUGCAAGAAGUGGGAGUCGAAAAAGCUGAAGCUGCCCACCGAUUACAAGAUCGAUCCGAAGCGGUUCGAUCUGUACAAGUACGCCCGGGGGCUGAGCAUGCCGGACUACGGGGCCCCGAACCACGCACCGUCGGAGGAGUACAACUGUGACGGUGGAGACGAUCAGAUUUCCUGCAGCAAUGACACGAACGAUGGCGGUGAUAAUGACAUGAUGAUGAACCAUGACGAUGGUGGCUUUAGCCAGAUGGACCACGACAACGGUGGGCCGGCGGAGGAGCAGCACGAAAAGGACAAAACGAUGAAUGCGACCGUCGGGCUCGAGGCAAUCUCUACCGAGUUCCUGGGUGCACCGGAUAAGGUCCACAAGAUCAACAUAGCGUACGCCAAGACGGCCAAGGUGAUCGACAUGAAGCAACUGAAGUACAACUGCUGGCGGGUGAUCAGCUCGCACGUGCAGGCGGAGGUAGGACCGCCGCCGACCCAGCAACCAGCAGCCUCCCAGCAACCGGACGUCACGAUGCCCCCGCCAACCCAGCCCGAGGAGACGAGAAUCACCUUCAGCGCGCUCUACCGGAAGGUGCCCCAGCUGCUCAGCAAAACGAUGAGCGAAAACAUCUCCAAAUCGCUCGCCUUCUACGCCGUGCUGCAUUUAGCGAACGAAAAGUCACUGCUGCUGGGCAGGCAGGAAGAUUUGAACGAUUUUACCAUACGAAAGGAGGACGACGGGGAUGCCGACUGAGG